Aedes albopictus (Asian tiger mosquito) is the source of this 436-nucleotide messenger RNA. RefSeq lists its product as uncharacterized. Bases 99 to 326 code for a protein of 75 amino acids. NCBI's taxonomy places the organism in Eukaryota, Metazoa, Arthropoda, Insecta, Diptera, Culicidae. The transcript has a single exon. The record is from RefSeq and is a predicted model, not a curated record.
GUGCAGCACGAGAACGAAAACAUUUGAAAACAUCGGGGAAAAAGUUCUGCGAAUCGUUCAAGUUUUCUUCAGAAUUUCGUGAAAUACAGCAACUAACAAUGAAGAAGCAAGCGAAGAACCUCCUGCUGGACAAACUGCACCGUGGCGUCGUGUACACCUGCAUCGGGCUAACCCUGUACGGAAGUUACAUGCUGGGCCAACGCUUCUACCGAUACUUCACCGUCAUCAAACCGGCACGGCUGGCAGAGGAACAGCGGAUGCUGGAAACCGGUGCCGGACCGGGCCCGCUGGUUUCCGCCGACAAGGCCCCCACGUUGAAGACGUAAAACCGACAAAUGUGGACAAUUAAGAGAAUGCGUGCGAUAUGAAUGAUAGGUAAUCUGUUGAUGAAUGCUAGUGGCUCAGUGAAUAAAAUUAUGUAACUCUAGGGCGUUUA